Messenger RNA from Acaulospora colombiana, 486 nucleotides. NCBI's taxonomy places the organism in Eukaryota, Fungi, Glomeromycota, Glomeromycetes, Diversisporales, Acaulosporaceae. The record is from the annotation of a GenBank genome assembly.
AGAAUUUUUUGGCAGUUCAUGAACCUCAUUCAGGACCUGAACAUCGAAACUUAUACCAGAACCAUAACAAAAUCGUGCCCAAACCUUAGAUUUGUUUCAAUAUUUGUUGGAAAAGACUCACUUUGUUCCUUGGAGAGGAUCUUGAAAUGCUGUAACUUGUUGGAAGGAAUUGACAUUCAAAUGAAUCCCGGAUCAGAUUUAACCCAAACAGCCCCGGCUAUCGAACUAUUGGGCAGAUACGCGCCAAAAAGUUUAUCGACAAUUGUAAUGGAUAUACUUAAUUGCGAAAUUUUGCCUGAUACAUUGGAUGCGUUUUUAGAAGAAUGGUGGGGUCAAAAAAGAAAGCCGCUUGGAUUAUACAUAAAUAUUGGGAAAUUAUCGCAAGAAGUUCUCGAUAUAAUUGAACAGUACAAGUUCAAAGGUAUCAUCAAAGAAUUUUAUUAUCGUGAUAUGACGCCGUUCUACGAAAUUGAUUCAAUCAGAAAG